Molecule: messenger RNA, 121 nt
Organism: Ambispora leptoticha
Lineage: Eukaryota; Fungi; Glomeromycota; Glomeromycetes; Archaeosporales; Ambisporaceae
Source: the annotation of a GenBank genome assembly
CAACCCACUAUUAAUAUCUGAAUCUCUCACUGCAGAACGACAAACUACUAUACCACAAUCAACAGUAUCAACAACUACUCCAAAUCUACUCUCAUCACCAGAUAUACUUACACCAACCUAA